Misgurnus anguillicaudatus (oriental weatherfish) is the source of this 8355-nucleotide messenger RNA. RefSeq lists its product as uncharacterized. The record is from RefSeq and is a predicted model, not a curated record. NCBI's taxonomy places the organism in Eukaryota, Metazoa, Chordata, Actinopteri, Cypriniformes, Cobitidae. Gene Ontology annotation, cellular component: nucleus. Gene Ontology annotation, biological process: regulation of transcription by RNA polymerase II; embryo development. Gene Ontology annotation, molecular function: DNA-binding transcription factor activity, RNA polymerase II-specific; RNA polymerase II cis-regulatory region sequence-specific DNA binding.
UUGGAUUGCUUUCCCCCCCGGUGGGCGUGGUUUUCAGGUUAUGACGCGCUGCGCUCUGUCUCUAUCACUGUUUGAUUUGAGACUCGCGCAAACGUGAAGACGAAGCGAGCACAGUAGUUGAGCGUGUUUAAAACAGGAUGAAAGAGACACCACGACACCCACCGCACAGUUGGACCAGUUGUCAAUCACUGUUUGAUUUGAGACUCGUGCAAACGAGAAGAAGGAGGGCACCCCGCCACAGACUCAACACUGGCACAAAUCAAAUAGAUUUUCCAUGAUUACCAUUUACAUUUUAUUUUACUAUUUAAACCGGCUUCAUGUGCUUUUGCAAGCGUUCAGCAGCGCAUCUCUCUCUCUCGCGUGCACGCUUCUCACUGCUGCGUGCGGAACCUCGACAGUGCCUCUCUGACACUGAGUGAAGGAGUUAAAAGUUGGCGGUGUUUUCCACCUGGGUUCCUCCGUUGUCUUUUCACGUAAAAGUUAACAGCCAACAGAAUCAGUGCUUUAAGUGGGCCGGAACGCGCCGGUACUCAGUACCGCCACUUCUAAAAAUAGCUCUUGAGCGUACCACCACCUCUCCGUGCGCCCAGAACGUGCUUUUAGCGUACCGGAACGCUCAUUUGCACAUCUGUUUAAAAAUCAGAGGUUUAAUUUAAUCCUUUGGCUGCGCUGCUGCUUUUCAGAGCGCCCUUAAUGUACGCUUCCUAAUUCGUCCCACCGAGAGCAGAGACUACAUUACUCAUACACCCUUGCGUUUACAAGUUAAAAGCGCAUGCGUCCGUCAGUCAGUGUCAACGUGCUCUGGAGAGGUGUGUGUUUGUGUGUGAAACGCGCAAACAUAGCUGCUCGGUUAAAAUGAAAAUACAAUGAACACGUAAUAUGCCCUCCUUGUUUUAGACUCUGAGUAGUAAAAGAACACCUUCAGAAUCAGAGGACUCGCUGACAUCCCACCAAGUUAGAAUGAUAGCUGCAGGUCAGACGCAAGCCUUGUAGGUAGGCUACGUGAUAAUCUCCGCUGUCGCGGCUUUCAGUUUGGUUCCGCUCGACGCAACUUCGGAUUUCCUCAGGCGAUGUGCAGAAAACAUUCUUGAAAUUAUAAUAUACAUUUAGUUUAAUUGCUAAACUACAAGUAAACGAAAUUUCAAUGAAUUUGAACGACGUGCACUGUAGUUUUACCAUCCGCAAAAUGUAAAACAAUGGGACAAAAUAAAUUACUUUAGAGUUUCAAAUGGCCAGUAUUUUGUUAUUAUUGACCCCAUAGACAUGGUUUUGGUGUCAUUUUAAAGUUUUUUUCUAGCUCUUUCUAUCUGAACAACUAGUUUUAGCAUUUAACCAUGCUGAAAAUUUUACUUACAUAUCUACCUUUUGCACAUUUUAUUUAUGUUCAAAAGCUCUUUCUACAGUAGCUCUUUAUAAUGGUAUUUUUUCAAAAUCCUUUUGCACAUUUUAUUUAUGUUCAGUAGCUAUUUCUAGCUCAAGCAAAUACACAAAUUUAAAAAAGGAUUUAUUAUUUUUUACAUGGUCGUCUGUUGACUGCUGAAUAUAAAACCCCUUCAAUAUAGGAGUCGAGUCAGCAAAAAAAAAAAAAAAAAUUAGAGUACCGGCACCUCUUUUGGGCCACUUAAAGCACUGGUUCAAAUGUAAAAAGUAGUACAUAAAUACAUUAAAAAAAAUACAUUUUAGCAUAUUAUAGUUCAUAUGUGUGUACUAAAUAAAGAAAUUUAUUGCCAUUUAGUGCAGAGAUCAGCUCAUCGGCAUUUAAAAUAACACACAAAAAAAGCACAUUUUGCUCACACCUACAAAGUGGCAAUUUUAACAUGCUAUAAUAAAUUAUUCAUAUGGUAUUUUGAGCUAAAAUUUCACAUAUGUACUCUGGAGACACCAACGAUUUAUUUAACAUCGUAAAAAUGUUUUGUGAAAUGCCCCCUUUAAAUCCUCUCUCGGUCGUUUUGUGUAUCUGACCUGUACCACUCGCUAUCUUCGGAGCGGGUGCCCCUUUCCUUCUUUCACAUAGUGGUAUGAUCCUAGUCUGUCCUCCCAUGUGAUUGGCCACGUGGUGUGCUCAUCUAAAUUAGAGUCCCGCCCCUGCCUCGGCUGAAGAUUCGGCUCCUUGCUAUUUGUAUUGACUGAUGUAGUGAUGGGAGAAACGAAGCUUUUCGAAGCUUCGAAUCAAUUGAACCAAUUGCUUCGAAAAUUGAGUCAGUAGCCGUUUCUCAAUACCAAGUACGCCAAACUCGGACUUGUGUCCUUCGUAGUUCGAACUUGCAAGUUCAGACUCGGAAGAACGAACUUCUGGCGCGAAAUGCAUUCUGGGAAACUUCGCUGUCAUAAGUCCACACAAGUCUCUUCUGAUGCAUCCUCGAUAAAAUGGGCGGAUCUAGAACACAUCCGGGGAUUUUAUGUGAACUUGGGCUUGAUGCGAACUUUGAAUUGGAACAGUACUUGGCCCGCGACUGAUGACGUUUCACAAGUCCACAUGAACGCAAGUACAGACAAGAACGCAUAUUGAGAAACGGCUAGUUUUUCCGAAGCAGUUCGAAACACCACACACGCUGGCGACCCCUGCUGGUCAAAAUAGUGUAAAAGCAGAUUUGUCCAAACAUUUUACACUUUAUUUUUUUUUACAAAAUAAUAGCAAGAUUUGUAUUAAAAUAUGUUAAAAUUAUUUAACUUAAAGGGGGGGUUUAAUGGUAUUUCAAGCAUUCUGACUUAUUAACACAGUUAUAGAGUUGUUUCCUCAUGCUAAACGUAGGCAAAGUGUCAAAAAUGCAGUUGGGCGUGUUUCAGAGUAUUUCUGUGCCGAAUGCACUUCGCCAGGGUUCGUACAAGUUUCGGCUAAUUUUUUUCGAUUACGGUUCUAACUGACGUUUCAGGGGUUUUCGAUACGUAUCACUUCUUUAUAUGGGCUUCCGCCGGAAAACUUCCCCCGGAAAACCCCGCCCAGCCGUCAGUCAGCGGGAGCCGCUAGAGCUUGCUAACAGCUUAUCACGCCACUCAGCUUUGUUUAAUUUCAAAAGUCAACAAUGGCACAACAAGAAGUGUGUUUUUGGAUGUAAGGAGAAGACAUCCAGCCUCAUGGAAACAAUGGAUAUAGUUUAUUAUCCGGAUUAGCAGCGGAGUUUUGCGUGUGUGUUUGAUGCGGUGGAUUUUCAGAACCGGGUCAUGACGAGUUACACGUGGUAAGUAAGACUUCUGUCUUAUGUUGGAAAUAGGCGCGUGUAUAUUAUAUAAAUGACACGAACAUGUAGUGAAUCAUACGUUAUAAGUGUUGUAUAGUGUUGCAUGACUCGUACUCGCUCCUCCCGUGUUAUAACUCCUCCUUCUUCAUUUUUUCGUACGUUAUCGGAAAGAUUCGUUAAAGCUAAUAUUUCUUUUAUAAAUCUGAUUAAACUAAAGACUCUUCAGAGAUAUAAAGGAUGUCAUACUACUCUAUAGGUACUCCAGAUUGAUAUCAGAAAUGCAGAAACAGCGUGUGUUACGUGAGCUUUAAGUGUAUUCUGUGUUUUAGUUUUAUUUAGGGCAAACAAAUCAUUAAAACUAACUACCCUUUUAAUUAUGCACAUUUUUGUCAUUAAAUCUGUCUAUAAACAAAAAGUAGACAAAAUGGCAGUGUUAUAAGUCAGAAGGAUAAAUGUUUUAUGAACUUUGCAUAAUAAAACUGACCCGAGUUUACCUAAACAUAUUAGACACCGGUCAUGUGAUCAGCUCCCCCUAGCGGUGAACCAUCGGAUUUUCGAAACGUUUCGAAACAGUUAUGACGUAAUGAAGCCUCGUUUGCUAAAAUCACGUGACUUUGGCCAGUUUGAAACAAGCUCCGAACCACUGAUUCGAAACAAAAACAAAGCUUUUUGGAAUAGAGCAAUGGAAGAGAUAUAGAGUCAUUAUUAAAUUUAUUAAAGAAAUAGGGUUAUAUGGGAUAAUUUAGUGGGGUUUUUUUUUACUUAAGCAUUUCCUUGUAUAUCGGUGACCACACUCCAGUUUAGUAGGUGGCGGUAGUGCACCAUAAGCUGGUUUGCCAACCGCCAUAAACUUGCAGCAGCAGAAGAAGAAGAAGAUUCGAAACAAAAGAUUUGUAAAUGUUUCGAAGCCUCAUGAAGCAGUGCUUGGUUCGAAAACGACCAUCAAAAGACUGAUGUCGACACGCAUGGAGAAGGAGAUCAAGAGAACUCGGCAUAUCAGAAUCUUCUUUAAAACAGACCAAAUUGAACCAGAAGAAUCAUCAGCAUCAGGAUCUUCAUAUGAUUCCAUAAUGGCAGAAAAAUCUGAUUGUUUGCAGAUGAAAAACUCUUUUCCAAAAAGAAAGCGAAGAACAGCAGCCAGCAAAUCCUUUACUUGCCAUCAUUGUGGAAAGGGGUUUAAAGGGAACAAAUGCCUUGUGAAGCACAUGAAAAUCCACACUGAAGAAAAGAUUUUUACCUGCCCUCAGUGUGAGAAAACUUACAAAAGCAGAGAAACACUUAAAAAUCACAUAAGAAUUCACACCGGAGAGCGUCCAUACGCAUGUCUUCAGUGUGGAAAGAGUUUCACAAACACAUAUUUUCUAAAGGUCCACAUGGAAAUUCACACUGGAAAGAAUCCAUGCACAUGUCUUCAGUGUGGAAAGAGUUACAAAAACACAAGUAAUCUAAACGCCCACAUGAUGAUUCACACUGGAAACAGCCCACACCAUUGUCAUCAGUGUGGAAAGAGUUUCAGACGCGGUACUCAUCUUAAGGACCACAUUAGAAUUCACACCGGAGAGAAUCCAUACACAUGUCUUCAGUGUGGAAAGAGUUUCACAAACAAAUCUACUCUACGGGUCCACAUGAGAAUUCACACUGAAAAACGACUUUACCCAUGUCUUCAGUGUGGAAAAAGUUUCAAACACAGAAAUAGUCUUGUGGAACACACGAGAAUUCACACUGGAGAGCGUCCAUACGUAUGUCAUCAGUGUGGAAAGAGUUUCAGACAAAAAUCUAUUCUAAUUGUCCACAUGAGAAUUCACACUGGAAAGCGUGCAUACCCAUGUCUUCAGUGUGGAAAGAGUUUUAUAAACACAAGUAAUCUAAACGCCCACAUGAGAAUUCACACCGGAGAGCGUCCAUACAAAUGCCUUCAGUGUGGAAAGAGUUUCACACACAGUGGUCGUCUUGAGGACCACAUGAGAGUUCACACUGGAGAGCGUCCAUACUCAUGUCUUCAGUGUGAAAAGAGUUUUAAACAUAGACAUAGUCUUAAAACCCACAUGAGAAAUCACACUGGAGAGUGUCCAUACACAUGUCUUCAGUGUGAAAAGAGUUUUAUACAUAGACAUAGUUUUAAAACCCACAUGAGAAAUCACACUGGAGAGCAUUAAGGGGCCUUUCACAUGUCGCGUCUAAAACGCUUGGAAAACGCUAGGCGCGUAGGUCCUUGUCACAUGACCUGCGGUGCGCUUGUGGGAUUCUGAAAUGUUGAAAUGUUCUUAACUCGAUAUCACAAUGUAUGAUUUUUUUAACUAUUUAUUUGUAUGAUAGAGCUGCAAAUAAGUAUUUGAACACCUGAGAAAGUCAAUGUUAAUAUUUGGUACAGUAGCUUUUUUUUUUCAAUUACAGAGGUCAAACGUUUCCUGUAGUUUUUUACCAGGUUACUUUGCACACACUGCACUCUACACACUGGAUUUUGGCCCACUCCUCCACAAAGAUCUUCUCUAGAUCAGUCAGGUUUCUGGCCUGUCGCUGAGAAACACAGAGUUUGAGAUCCCUCCUAAGCUUCUCUAUUGGGUUUAGGUCUGGAGAUUGGCUAGGCCAUGCCAGAACCUUGAUAUGGUUCUUACAGAGCCACUCCUUGGUUAUCCUGGCUGUGUGCUUCGGGUCAUUGUCAGGUUGGAAGACCCAGCCUCCACCCAUCUUCAAUGCUCUAACUGAGGGAAGGAGGUUGUUCCCCAAAAUCUCGCAAUACAUGGCCCCGGUCAUCCUCUCCUUAAUACAGUGCAGUCGCCCUGUCCCAUGUGCAGAAAAACACCCCCAAAGCAUGAUGCUACCACCCCCAUGCUUCACAAUAGGGAUGGUGUUCUUGGCAUGGUACUCAUCAUUCUUCUUCCUCCAAACACGUUUAGUGGAAUUAUGACCAAAAAGUUCUAUUUUGGUCUCAUCUGACCACAUGACUUUCUCCCAUGACUCCUCUGGAUCAUCCAAAUGGUAAUUGGACAUGUGCUGGUUUAAGCAGGGGAACUUUCCGUGCCAUGCAUGAUUUCAAACCAUGACGUCUUAGUGUAUUACCAACAGUAACCUUGGAAACGGUGGUUCCAGCUCUUUUCAGGUCAUUGACCAGCUCCUCCUAUGAAGUACUGGGCUGAAUUCUCACCUUUCUUAGGAUCAUUGAGACGCCACGAGGUGAGAUCUUGCAUGGAGCCCCAGUCCGAGGGAGAUGUCAUGUUUAGCUGCUUACAUUUUCUAAUGAUUGCUCCAACAGUGGACCUUUUUUCAUCAAGCUGCUUGGCAAUUUCCCCGUAGCCCUUUCCAGCCUUGUGGAGGUGUACAAUUUUGUCUCUAGUGCUUUGGACAGCUCUUUGGUCUUGGCCAUGUUAGUAGUUGGUUUCUUUCUCUUGUAUGGGGUGGACAUGUGUCUUUAUGCAGCUAUCGACCUCAAACAGGUGCAUCAAAUUUAGUAUAAUAAAUGGAGUGGAGGUGGACAUUUUAAAGACAGACAGGUGUUCAAAUAGUUAUAUUGUGAUUUCUGUUUUUUUUUAGAUUAUGUCUCUCACAGUGGACAUGCACAUACGAUGACAAUUUCAGACCCCUCCAUGAUUUCUAGGUGGGAGUACUUGCAAAAUAGCAGGGUGUUCAAAUACUUAUUUUUCUCACUGUAUUUCCUUCCUAAGAUAGCCCGACGGCCAGGGUAGAGAUACGGUUUGGUAGCCCAAUUGGAGGACAGCAUAGCCCCGGGAUUGUCGGGCUAGCGAUUUUGUGAGCCUUGCCAGCAAAUGUAACAGAAAAUCGGAGCCAAAAGUGUUUAUCUAUAGUGAGGUUUUUUUUCUGUUUUCUGUUUUCAGUCUUCGGGGUUUGGGGUUUUAUUUUCCCCCGUCACAUUCACUCAAUCGACCUCCCUGCAGUUCACCUUGUGUGCCUGGAGCAGGGAGAUCGCUCCCUCGAGGAACAUUUAAGUGACUUUUAGUGUUUACACCUUUAUCCACCUUCCCGGACAGCUGCCUCUGUACUUUCCUGCUUGCUGGUCUCAAUACACCACACGAGCGCAGUUGUCCGGCGAGGGUCCUCAAGGGAGCUUCACUGCAUUAAUGGAGUGGGUGCUGGUAUCUUGCGGAUCUCCUUUCACCAUUGAGGAUGUCGCCAGUCCCAAACCAGAGACCAGCCAGCAGUCACCCUGUCGCACGUAGCCUGAGCCCACUGCAGACAGAGAGCCUGCAGUGACACGUGAGCCAGUGCGUGCCACUACUGAGCUCGACCUCGUGCCCGAGCCUCACAGAGCAUCUGACCAGGCAUGUGAGCUGGCUACCCUGUGCGUUACCAUGGAAGUCCUGGUGGAAUUUGAGGGAAGCCCCACCUACACUCCUGCCGUUUGGUGUGAGCUGCUGCUGAACUGUGGACAAUUUGACUUUUUCCAUGAUGUGUUCUCCUGCUGCAACCUCUGCUGGUCCCCCCCAGCUGUCCUUCGUCUCGGCGGGUCCCACCCAGCGCGAUCCUAAUGGUCUAAUCAGAGUCAAUGGAUUAUGCUAAGCUAUGCUAAAAGUGGUACCGCCAGACCCAGAGAUCGGCUGAAUGAAUUCCAAAACGUUAAAAAUCAAAUAUUUAACUGUAGGGGAGCUGAAAAAUGAAUAAAAAAAGUGUAGUGUCCCUUUAAACACAGUUUACACCAUUCUACCCUUACCAGAGGAUUGAUUUAUGCAUAGAGAACAAUUGUUUAAACUAAAAAAAAUGGAAAAGCAAUUACACAAUGUUUAGAUAUGAAUGAGUUGCAUCACCUAACUUGCCUUACUUUCAACACUUUUCCCAAGUCUGAGGCAUUUAACAUCCCAUGUUAAUACUCUGUGUGGAUCGAUUUAACUGCAGUAUGCCACAUUUUUAACUGGUCCAUAUUACACUACAUACGGAUUUGCACCAUUUGUCUAGAGAGGACGCUCGAUGGUGGCAGCCCGGACACAAGGAGUGGUUGCAGCACCCAGUUUAGGCAGUAUAUGUACAAAAGUUGGAUAGAGCAUCUUUAUUUCACUUGAAUCAUUUAUGUUUAUUUUGUAACAUCUUGUAUAUGUGCAUAAACAAACAACAUAUCAAAUGUGUGGUGUAAUGAAUUGUUUCAUGUAUUUGUAAUUACACGAGAAGGAAGUUGAGUCUUCACGUGUAUAUGUGUGUUUUAAGGUAAUGUUAGCCCAUUUUUACU